AUGUUGAUUACAUUAGAAGUGCAGGACAAACAGGAGCAGGAGCUGGAGCUGGAGCAGGACCAACAGCAAAGGAGAACCAAACCAGAAACGGCAGGACCCAAGAACCGGCUGAAGUGCAAUCAGCAGAAGGAAGCGAAGCUCAACGCUCGGACGCUCGACGAGGACGAGGACGAGGACAUUUGGGGACAGAGGCGGACAUCGGACAUCGGACAUCAUCGGCACGUACAACGAGACUGGGUUGAGUUGAAUCUGAAUCAUCGCCGCAUCGAGAAGCUGGAAGACUUGGAGCCUAUCAGACUUUUCAAGUGGCUGUCCCUGCGCUGUAAUCUGGUGAAGAAAAUCGAGAAGCUAUCGCUGCUUAAGACUCUGCAGGAGCUGGAGCUCUACGACAACCAGAUCAGGAUAAUCGAAAACCUCGAAAAGCCAACCAAUCCCAAGGUCCUGGACGUGAGUUUCAAUCGUCUAGCCCACAUCGAGAAUGUGGAGAGGCUGGUGCGACUGAAAAAUCCCAAUGCCAUCGAGAGCUGGCAUUGCUGUAGGCUCACGCUCUACUUGGAGUCCAAUCCGUUGGCCAACGAUGUGCGCUAUCGUCCAAAGUUACGUGACAUGUUGGCGCAGCUGCAGCAAAUUGAUGCCACAUUGUGCACGAGGCCAAAACCAGGUCAGUAG
This is a messenger RNA of Drosophila persimilis, 669 nucleotides long. Its product is annotated as protein phosphatase 1 regulatory subunit 7. Gene Ontology annotation, molecular function: protein binding. Lineage: Eukaryota; Metazoa; Arthropoda; Insecta; Diptera; Drosophilidae. The record is from RefSeq and is a predicted model, not a curated record. The transcript has 3 exons. The coding region runs from base 1 to 669 and encodes 222 amino acids.